Messenger RNA from Dioscorea cayenensis subsp. rotundata (Guinea yam), 780 nucleotides. Its product is annotated as pollen-specific protein C13-like. NCBI's taxonomy places the organism in Eukaryota, Viridiplantae, Streptophyta, Magnoliopsida, Dioscoreales, Dioscoreaceae. The coding region runs from base 12 to 587 and encodes 191 amino acids. The record is from RefSeq and is a predicted model, not a curated record. The transcript has 2 exons.
CAACUUCAAGCAUGUCAUUGCAUUGGAAAAACCUAUUCAACAAGAUGAACACCUUCCAAAGCUUGAAAACACCAUUCAUGGCAAUGUGUCUACUCCUUGCAAUGAUCACCGUGCCGGCGAUGAGCCGAGAAAUGCCUAUAGAGUUCUCUAGUGGUGAGCUUGCUCGUAUUGCCGGCUAUGGCGAAGAGAGGCUCUCCUCCGUCCUCGUCGUCGGUACACUAGUUUGUCAACCUUGUUCUAGCCCUGCCUCAGAUCCCUUUGCCUCCCCCAUCUCCGGUGCAAAAAUUAGAGUAGGGUGUAAACAUGAAGGAAAAAAGAAGAUGGAAUGGAUUGAUGGAAGUACAGAUGAAUAUGGAGAGUUCAUGGUGGACAUUCCUUCUCACUUGCAUGCAAUACCAAGACUUGAAGAUGCAUGCAAAGUUAGGGUUUUUAACGUGCCAAAGAGCUCACGCUGUGGAAACCCUAAUGCCAUGAAGAGAAAAGCACCAAAAGAGAUCAAGUUAUCAUCUGUUGGAAAUAGCAUCAGAGUUUAUACUGCUGGUACACUGAAACUCAACCAUGGAUCAUCAACCAAAUUAAGAUAUUGAUAUAUAUAAAUCAAUAUGAAGGUGUUGAAAUAAUGUCAUAUAUAUAUAUAUAUAUAAGUUCAUGUGCAACAGUAGAGGAUUUGUAUCUCAGUUAGUCUCUCGUUGCAAUUUUACAAUUUAAGAGUUUCACAUUUCAAUGUAUGUAUAAACUUAUAUGCAUUCGCAUGCAAUUAAUGCAUGGCUAGCUUUCUCA